Molecule: messenger RNA, 998 nt
Organism: Centropristis striata (black sea bass)
Lineage: Eukaryota; Metazoa; Chordata; Actinopteri; Perciformes; Serranidae
Gene: emc6
Product: ER membrane protein complex subunit 6
Exons: 2
Coding region: 259-591 (110 amino acids)
Biological process (GO): protein folding in endoplasmic reticulum; autophagosome assembly
Cellular component (GO): membrane; EMC complex; endoplasmic reticulum
Source: RefSeq, a predicted model, not a curated record
GCACCGAAUAGCUACGAUACCCACAAUGCAUUGCGAAUCUAGGAACAUGGCUACCUCUUGUCUGUGAGUGUUAACCAAACGAGAAUGAAUGUGCUGUUUCCGUGCCAUACCUACUGACAUCAACUGGAAAACAGUCUAAUAUCCAAGUUUAUGCAGUCUCUCUGACAGAUUAUGUUUUUGUAAUCGUGCUGUGAGGAGCCGACGAGUCCCUGUGGUUAUUUCCGGAACACCUUCCAGUGAUAGCUGACCAGAGCCAAGAUGGCAGGAGUUAUAGCCAAGCGAGAGGGACCACAGUUCAUCAGUGAAGUAGCUGUAAGGGGAAACGCCGCAGUGCUGGACUACUGCCGCACCUCUGUAUCCGCUUUGUCCGGUGCAACAGCUGGAAUUCUUGGGCUGACUGGACUGUAUGGCUUCAUUUUUUAUUUCCUCGCCUCUUUUCUCCUCUCCCUACUGCUCAUUCUCAAGGCCGGACGGCGGUGGAACAAAUGCUUUAAAUCGAGGCGGCUGCUCUUCACAGGGGGCCUCGUUGGAGGUCUUUUCACUUACGUCCUGUUCUGGACUUUCCUCUACGGAAUGGUGCAUGUGUACUAAAAAAAUGUCCACCACAGAUAACCCUGAAUUAACCCUAUCUAAUGCUAUGUAAACCAACAAUAUUGUCUGCCCUGCUGUUUGUAGAUAAGCCAUUAGUAAAAAAAAAAAAAAAAAACAACAACUGUUGAUUAACCAGAGGAUGUGUCAAUAAUUAUAGUAUGAAUAAACUGUUACACAUGUAGCGGUAACUAUGAACUAAUUUAACCUGUAACUCUCACUCAGUGCUCAGUUACCUCCCUACCAGGAUAAGAGCCACAGUUAUGAUAAUGUAGGUUGUAGUGUAACAUAGAUCAAAACAGAGUUUAUCCAUAGAAGAUGUAUGCACUUUGCAUUAUGUUUCAUGUACAAUACUCGCACAGAUAAAUUGAGAAAUCUGAUUACUGUUUAAAAUAAACACAUCUGUACAA